This is a messenger RNA of Aethina tumida (small hive beetle), 14071 nucleotides long. RefSeq names its product dynein axonemal heavy chain 5 (gene Dhc1). Gene Ontology annotation, cellular component: dynein complex. The coding region runs from base 1 to 14022 and encodes 4673 amino acids. Gene Ontology annotation, molecular function: dynein intermediate chain binding; ATP binding; dynein light intermediate chain binding. NCBI's taxonomy places the organism in Eukaryota, Metazoa, Arthropoda, Insecta, Coleoptera, Nitidulidae. The transcript is spliced from 53 exons. Gene Ontology annotation, biological process: microtubule-based movement. The record is from RefSeq and is a predicted model, not a curated record.
AUGGCUGAUGAUGCUGAAUUUAACAAGCGACGACGUGAAGAAUGCGAGCGAAAGGCAAGAAGGGGGGAAAUGGACCCCAGGUUGGAGUUCACCUUCCAACUCCUCAUCGACGGUACUGGUCUACCAAGACAUGAAAUCAUGGAUCAUGUUUUCGAAGGAGAUAUGUUGGAUGAAAUUAAUCAAUUAUUCUUACCCCACAUGAAAACUAAACUAAUGUGGUAUUAUCAAGACAUGGAAGAAGUAGAGGUUCAACCAGUAGUUGACAUCAAUAAACCUAGUACUAGUAGGCAACUACAACCAAGCACUAGUAGAGUUAAUUUAAUGCAACAACAGCAGCAGCAACAACAACAAGUUGUUUCUACAGUUAAGAAGAAACUUUUCCUAACUGACGGGACUACAACACCUCUGACAGGAAUUUGUAUUUAUAUAUUUAGAACUAAUAGUAGUAAACAACUACCGGAGGAAGGAUUUCAUAAGGACCUAUUUUGUGGCAUAAUAGAUGUUCAAAAAAUUGGUCUAGUAACCACAAUAGAGCGUAUAAUAGAACACGUUUUCAUGGAAGCUUUGGCCCAUCCAAGUCCCGAUUGUGAAGAUGACGCUGCUAAUUGUCCAAUGGUUAAGAACCAACUUUUGCCUGCACUUCGGUCUUUUUGCAGUGUUCUUAAAGUAUGUGAGGAAGUGUGCCAGGAAACAAAUCUUUUUGAUGACGGACAAAAGGUAAUGGUAAAAGUAACAACCAAUGAUGUAAAAGAAAUGGCUAAGACACCAGAUACGGUGUCCUUGUUGGAAGAAAGGGUUAAAGGCUGGAUAAAAAAGCUGUCUGAAAUUUUGAAAGAGAGCGAACAAAUACGAAGGGAAAAUGACACUUCAGGGCCUCAAGACGAACUGGAAUAUUGGAAAAAACGGGGAGCACGAUUUUCUCAAAUUUCUAGUCAAGUUACUACGUUGGAAGUGCAACUUACAAUAUUAUGUCUGACUAUGGCACAUUCAAAGGUAUUAAAGGAAUGGCGAGACACUGACAAAAAAAUUACUUAUUGUUACAAUGAAGCAAAGGACAAUGCUAAAUUCAUACAAGCUUUAGAAACAAAAUGUCACUCAUUAUAUUUAGAUAAUCCCGUGAAAAUGAAAGAUUCUAUAUUGGGGCUGUUACAAACUGUUCGAUUAAUACAUAGUGUAUCACAAUUUUACAACACAUCAGAAAGAACUUCAGCUCUUAUGGUUAAGAUAACCAACCAAAUGAUUGAAACCUGCAAGGAAUAUAUUACUUGUAGAGGACAAGAAAGUAUAUGGAAACAGGACCGGAACGUGAUGAAUGAGAAGUUGGCGCACUGUAUCUCGCUAAACAAGGUUUAUAGAAGGACUUAUUCUGUGGUCAAGAAUCAGAAUUUUAUACCAGGACAACGACCCUUUAAUUUUUCUGAAAAUUAUGUUUUUGGAAAGUUUAAUAGCUUCUGCAAACGUCUGACAAAAAUAACCAAGAUGUUUGACAUCAUUGAUGAUUUUACCAAUUUGUUUAAUAGAAGAAUGGAGGGUCUUUUACUUGGUGAUGCAUUGGACGAAACAAUACAUAAUUUUGAAGAAAUCAAAGGGAUUGUAAUGAACAAACAAUACGAUUAUUUAGAUCAAAGGAAUUUAGAUUUCGAAAAUGAUUUCAAAAACUUUCUGGGUCACAUUGAAGAACUAAAGGAGUCGAUUUCGGAAAUGAUAGAAAAAAAUUUCGAUAGUGUUUGGGAGACACCUCAAGGUAUUAAAUUCCUGACUAGAUUCGAAAAGGUUGGAGAAAAAAUACCUUUAAGUAACAUGGAAGAAAAAUACGAAAGAAUUUUAAAACAUUGUGAAAAGGAAGUAGACAGGAUUAUAAAAAUGUACAAGAAACAGAAAGAUGAUCCUCCAGUACCUCGCAUGUUUCCUCCAAUCGCAGGUCGUAUAAAAUGGGCGAGAUGUUUGGUAGCUCAUUUAGAAGAGCUUUUGUCAACUGUUACUACUCACCAUGUACUUAAAACUUUACCAACCACCGUGGAAUUGUCAAAAAGACAUAAGGCCGCUGAAAAUAUGUUAAAAUCAUAUGAAUCAGAUAUGGUGGCCAUAUGGAUGAAUCAACAUGUCUGGGAUAUUGAUGCUUGUUUGGAAAGAAAACUGUUGGCCGUCUGCCCAGAACAACAGAAACUGAAAGUCAACAUUCACAACACCAUUCCCCUGUUGAUACGAGAAACAGAAAUUAUGUUAAAAAUGACACUUCCAGUGCCUAUGGUUGCUUUAACACUUUAUUCGAAAAAGGAACAUUUCGAUUUGGUGCAGGACAACUUACAAUUUUUAUUAACUGAACUAUUAAAAGUGGUUCAAAAUGUUAAAUUAGAAGUUAGGCCAUUAUUUUUACCACAUUUGGUUCAACUGAUGAAAAUUUUAUCUCCCGGACUAAAUGAACUAAGUUGGGUUUGUGCAGAAUGGAAACAAUAUGUUGAUAAAUGUAAUGAUGCAAUAAAAAACUUUAAAAUAUUAUCCGACAGGGUACACGAUAUUUAUGCCAAUAGAGUUCUUGAAGUUUUAUCCAGCAUGCAACUAAUACAGUUGCACGCCCUUCCUGAACCUCACGAAGAACCGUGGACAGUGGAUUUCUUUUGUGAAAAAAUUGAUACCGUAUGUCGUAAUGCAGCAAGUGAGCUACACAAAAAGAGUUUAAUGGUGGAAGAAGCCGUUGAAGAAAUUCUGGAACUAAUGAAGAGGACGAAAAUUGAUGAGAAUUCAGAUGUGGGUGAAAUAUUUUUAGAAGGUAACGAGGCUGACACAAAAACUGACGCAGACAGUUCUUCUUCCCAGCAACAGUCAGAUUGGACAUUGGUAUGGGAAUGCUUCGAAAAACCUCACCUUCUAUUAAGUGGGGGUAUGGCCAAAGCUAUGGAAGACGUUGUCAAAGGAGCAGUGGGUGAAAUGAGAAAAUACUAUAGCAGAAAAAUCGUUGAUGUGCUUGUUAAGGUUACUAGACAAUCGUUAGAUGCGUUGAGAAAAAGAUUUUCGGUAGAAUAUCAAGCUGAUCGACCUCCAGUUUUCCUCCUCCAUUCCGUACUCAUGAUUCCAAAAGUGGCGGUGCAACCAAAUCUUGAAGAAGUUCAAGAUGUUUUAGUUUUGGCGGGAAAAAACAUUACAUCGGUGUCAAAAGGAGUUGGACAAUGGACGGGCAAUUGUGUACAGACACCACCGAAGAAAAAACUAUGGAAAAAAUUAGUGGGACCUUCCUCGAAUCUAAUGGAUAUUGUAAAUCGUUCACGUUUCGAUCAGAGACCCGUAAAAGGACCGGUGAAGACCAAAGAGGAGGAUUUCAGGUCCAGACGUAGGAAGUUGUACAGACUGACAACUGAAGAAAAACCCAUGUUCCCGUUACAGCAUAAGAACUUCUAUAACUAUGUUAUGGAAAACAAGGAAGUUGUAAAAACCUUGUCGUUAUUAUCCACUUGCACACAAGAAAUGAAACAGGAAAUGAAUCAGUUUAUAUCACGUUGGAGACCGUACAAUAUUCUAUGGAAAAAUGAGAAAACUCAAAGGGAAUUGCUUCUAGCUCAGCUUUCUGAAUUUGAAACAUCUCUAAGAAAGCACGAUGAACUGAAUGAACGGAUUUCAACUGAGCCAGAAAUAUUCGUUAUAGCUAAUUGUUUGGCUGUAUCCACUGAGAAGCUCAAAUAUGGCUUAGUAACUGAAAUAAAAUCAUGCACCCAUAGAAUUGGUCAAGCAAUGAAGAAGAAAUACAAAAGAGAAAUGGAUUACGUUUAUGCUGUUAUUAGUGAAAUGGAAAGAAAAUUGGAAAGAACUAUCAGAGAUUUGGAUGAUGUUCGUUUAAUAAUGGAUACCUUAAAGAAAAUAAGGGAGCAGGAAGUUGAAAUGGAAUUGAAAAUUGAACCAAUUGAGGACGCGUUUAACGUACUGAAUCGAUUUAAAGUGACGGUGGAACGAGAGAUUAUGGAACAGGUGGACAAUUUACGAUACACCUGGACACAACUUCUAGCUAAUGCAAUUAAAGUACAAGUUAAUCUGUUGGAUAUGCAGCCGCAAUUUCAAGAAGAUUUGAAAAAUAAUUUGGAUAAAUUUCGACAAGACAAAAUUGAUUACUGCAACGAAUACAAAAACGCAGGACCAAUGCAGCCAGGAUUGUCACCUCGAGAAGCGUCUGAUAGAUUAUUACUAUUUCAGAAUCGUUUUGAUGGCAUGUGGAGAAAAUUACAAACUUAUCAAAGUGGAGAAGAGCUUUUUGGUCUUCCACAAACAGACUAUCCAGAGUUGGCUCAAAUACGAAAAGAACUUAAUUUGUUACAAAAACUCUAUAAACUUUACAACGAUGUAAUUGAUAGAGUAAAUAGCUACUAUGAUAUACCUUGGGCUGAUGUAAAUAUAGAGGAGAUUAAUAACGAGUUGAUGGAGUUCCAAAACAGAUGUCGAAAACUACCUAAAGGAUUAAAAGAAUGGCCAGCUUUCUUUGCUCUUAAAAAAACUAUUGACGAUUUCAAUGACAUGUGUCCCUUACUGGAAUUAAUGGCAAACAGAGCAAUGAAACCUAGGCAUUGGCAAAGAAUAAUGGAUUCACUAAAUCAUAUAUUUGAUUUUGAAAGUGAUGGUUUUUGUUUAAAAAAUAUUUUGGAAGCGCCGUUACUUCAACAUAAAGAAGAUAUUGAAGAUAUUUGUAUAUCUGCGAUGAAGGAAAAAGAUAUCGAAGCAAAACUAAGGCAAGUGACAAACGAAUGGUCAGUUCAUGAACUAACCUUCAUGUCCUUCAAUAAUCGAGGAGAGUUAUUAUUGAGAGGAGAUACUACGGCUGAAACAAUUGGACAAUUAGAAGACAGUUUGAUGAUAUUAGGAUCUCUUCUUUCCAAUAGAUACAAUGCCCCAUUCAAAAAACAAAUUCAGCAAUGGGUAGUAGACCUAUCCAACACAAAUGAAAUUCUGGAACGUUGGCUCCUCGUACAAAACAUGUGGGUGUACUUGGAAGCUGUUUUUGUAGGUGGUGAUAUAGCAAAGCAAUUACCAAAAGAAGCUAAACGGUUCUCUAAAAUAGAUAAAUCUUGGCAAAAAAUUAUGCAAAGAGCUCAUGAAACACCAGGCGUUGUUUGUUGCUGUGUUGGCGAUGAUCUUUUAAAGCAACUACUGCCUCAUUUACAAGAACAGUUGGAGUUAUGUCAAAAAUCUCUCAGUGGUUAUUUAGAACGCAAACGGAUGAUGUUUCCCAGGUUUUUCUUCGUGUCAGAUCCGGCUCUUUUGGAAAUUCUUGGCCAGGCUUCAGAUUCGCACACAAUUCAAAAUCAUUUGCUUUCUAUAUUCGACAACACUAGAUACGUUAAGUUUCACGACAUUGAAUAUAAUAAAAUCACGGCUGUAAUAUCAUCAGAAGGAGAAAUGAUCCAAUUGGAAAAAGCGGUUAGAGCUGAAGGCAGUGUGGAGACAUGGCUUACUCAAUUAUUGGUUACAUCUCAAAUGUCCUUGCACUCAAUAAUUCGACAGGCUUAUCAUGUGAUCAAUGAUACAAAUUUUAAUUUAUUAUUAUUCCUGGAUAAAAUGCCUGCGCAAAUUGGUUUGUUAGGCUUGCAAAUGAUUUGGACAAGAGAUGCCGAACUGGCAUUGAUGCAGGCGAGACAUGAUAAAAAAGUAAUGCCUGACACAAACAACAAAUUUUUGGAACUAUUAAACACUCUUAUAGAUCAAACUACGAGAGACCUGACGAAAAUCGAACGAACUAAAUUUGAAACAUUAAUCACCAUCCACGUUCAUCAAAGAGAUAUCUUUGACAUAUUGUGUCGUCUUAAUGUAAGACACGUAAAUGACUUCGAAUGGUUAAAACAAUGUCGGUUCUACUUCAAAGAAGAGAUGGAUAAAACAUUGAUUAUUAUAACAGAUGUUACAUUUUCUUAUCAAAAUGAGUACCUUGGAUGUACUGAUAGGCUUGUUAUAACUCCACUCACAGAUAGAUGUUACAUUACAUUGGCACAAGCUCUAUCGAUGAGUAUGGGAGGCGCACCUUGCGGUCCUGCUGGUACAGGAAAAACAGAAACAGUAAAGGACAUGGGCAAAACAUUAGCAAAAUAUGUUGUGGUAUUUAACUGUUCUGAUCAAAUGGAUUAUAGAGGUCUCGGAAGAAUAUAUAAAGGGCUUGCCCAAUCUGGUUCUUGGGGAUGUUUUGACGAAUUUAACAGAAUUGAACUCCCUGUACUCUCAGUAGCAGCUCAACAAGUGGCUGUUGUAUUGGCAAGUAAACGAGAGAAAAAGAAGACCUUCCAAUUUACAGAUGGCGAUAUAAUAGAAAUGUGUCCAGAAUUUGGUAUCUUUAUAACAAUGAAUCCAGGAUAUGCAGGAAGAAAGGAACUACCGGAGAAUUUAAAGAUUCAAUUCAGAACCGUCGCCAUGAUGGUGCCUGACAGACAAAUCAUUAUUAGAGUAAAAUUGGCCAGUUGUGGCUUUCUAGAGAAUAUAACUUUGGCCAGAAAGUUUUAUACACUCUACAAACUUUGUGAAGAACAACUCACAAAACAGGUUCAUUAUGAUUUUGGCUUGAGAAAUAUUCUUUCGGUAUUAAGAAGUUUGGGUGCAGCAAAAAGAGUAAACAAUAAGGACACAGAAAGUACUAUAGUAAUGAGGGUACUACGAGACAUGAACUUAUCAAAACUAAUUGACGAAGAUGAACCUUUAUUUAUUUCUUUAGUCGCUGACUUGUUUCCUAAUCAAGCAUUAGAGAAGACUGCAUAUCCAGAAUUGGAAGCAGCUAUCGAUAAUCAAGUAGAAGAAGCUGGACUUGUUAAUCAUCCAUCAUGGGCUUUGAAACUCAUCCAGCUAUAUGAAACUCAAUGUGUAAGGCACGGCAUAAUGACCUUGGGUCCUACAGGUGCUGGAAAAAGUACUUGCAUUCAAAUUUUAAUGAAAUCUUUAACACAACUGGGCAAUUUCCAUAGGGAAAUGAGAAUGAACCCAAAAGCUAUCACUGCUGCUCAAAUGUUUGGUAGAUUAGAUGUAGCUACCAAUGAUUGGACAGAUGGAAUAUUUUCAGCCCUGUGGCGAAAAACUUUAAAAUUAAAAUCCGGAGAGCAUGUAUGGUUAGUUCUGGAUGGUCCAGUUGAUAGUAUAUGGAUUGAAAACCUAAAUUCAGUUCUUGACGACAACAAAACUCUUACUCUGGCUAACGGUGAUCGUUUGUCAAUGGCUCCCACCUGCAAAAUUAUUUUUGAACCUCACAAUAUAGACAACGCUUCUCCGGCGACUGUUUCCAGAAAUGGUAUGGUUUACAUGAGCUCUUCCGGCCUUGAUUGGAAACCGGUAGUGCAAGCCUGGUUGAAGAAACGGAGUCCCAGGGAACAGGAAGUUUUUCAGGCCCUGUUCGACGAAUCUUUUGGCGAACUUUAUAGUUGGGGUACUCAAAUGUUAACUCUGGUUAUUGAUGUUCUUCAAUGUAAUAUUACACUUCAAAUACUCAAUUUAUUAGAAGGUUUGGUGCCUCUUCAAAUAGAACCAAAUGAUGAAUUGUCUACGGCUAAGUCGGAUCUUGAUAUGGAUGAAGAAUUAACGGAAGAAACAGAAAAACCAGAAGAGAGAAAAAUAUUGACAUCUGAACAUCUAGCAAAACUAUACGUUUUUGCACUCAUUUGGGGAAUGGGAGCAUUUUUAGAAGUAGACGAUAGAAAAAAAUAUGAUGUGUUUUUAAAAGAAACAUUUACAUCCCUGGACAUACCAAAACCUGACCGAAAAAAUCCUGAUACGACCGUAUUCGAUUAUGUGGUAAACGACGAUGGUAACUGGGUAAUGUGGUCCUCGAUGGUAACAAAUUACGUUUACCCAGAAACAGCCAGUCCUGAAUAUGCCAGCAUUUUAAUCCCAAUUCCUGAUAACGUCCGUAUAAAUUACUUAAUAGACACCAUUGCCAAACAGGAAAAAGCUGUACUUCUUAUUGGCGAACAAGGUACAGCCAAAACUGUAAUGAUGAAAUCAUAUAUGAAGAAAUUGAAUCAGGAAAUAUACUUAAAUAGAGCGUUUAACUUUUCGAGUGCCACAUCACCAUAUCAAUUUCAGAAGACUAUUGAGAGUUAUGUGGAAAAGCGAAUGGGUAACACAUUUGGCGCCCCAAAUGGAAAGAAAAUGAUAAUUUUUAUAGAUGAUAUAAAUUUACCAGAAAUUAAUUGCUGGGGUGAUCAAGUUACCAAUGAAAUUGUACGACAAACUAUGGACAUGGGUGGUUUUUAUAGCUUAGAAAAGCCUGGGGAAUUCACUACAAUCAUAGAUGUUCAGUUUGUUGGUGCCAUGGGACAACCAGGAGGAGGAAGAAACGACAUACCUUCAAGACUUAAAAGACAUUUUUGCAUAUUUAAUUGCCCACUUCCCAUGGAUGCUUCUAUUGAUAAAAUAUUUGGUAUUAUUGCUCAGGGGCAUUACAAUGUUAAAAGAGGAUUUACCGCAGAAGUAAGAAAUUUAAUAAAGAAAUUGGUACCCCUAACGAGAAUAUUAUGGAGUCAUACCAGAGCAAAUUUACUUCCAACUCCGGCAAAAUUCCACUAUGUUUUCUCUUUAAGGGAUCUGUCCAAAAUAUGGCAAGGAAUGGUCGGUACUCUUUCGACAGUAAUUGAAUCUGAAGGUUGCUUAAUGGUUCUUUGGAAGCACGAGUGUUCUAGAGUCUUUUCCGAUAGAUUUACUAUAGAAAAAGACAAAGAGUGGUUUAAUACAGAACUAAUGAAUCUUGUUGAAGAACAUCUUGGACCUGACUUACGAAAGAAAACUGAACCUAAUCCCGUGUUUGUUGAUUUUAUGAGAGAUGCCCCUGAACCAACCGGUGAAGAAGGUGAGGAUGCCGACAUGGAACUUCCAAAGGUUUAUGAACCUGUAAGUGAUGAAAAUGAACUUCGUGAAAGGUUAGACAUGUUUUUGGCACAAUUCAAUGAAAUGGUUAGAGGUUCAGGUAUGGAUUUGGUAUUUUUUCCUGACGCAAUGUUACAUUUGGUAAAGAUUUCAAGAGUUAUACGUCAUCCUAGAGGAAACGUUAUGUUAGUAGGUGUUGGUGGAAGCGGUAAACAGUCAUUAACAAAAUUAUCUUCCUUCAUAGCUGGUUAUAAGAAUUUCCAAAUAACACUAACCAGAUCUUAUAACAUAGCAAAUUUCCUUGAAGAUCUUAAGGCAUUAUACAGAAGUUGUGGGUGCCAGGGUAAAGGAACCACAUUCAUAUUUACAGAUUUGGAUAUUAAAGAAGAAGGAUUUCUUGAGUAUUUAAACAACAUACUUUCAUCUGGAAUAAUAUCUAAUCUGUUUACAAAGGAUGAACAGGCAGAAAUAAUUCAAGAAUUAACACCCAUAAUGAAACGAGAAAAUCCCAAGAGAACUAUAAAUCAGGAAACAGUAAUGGAAUAUUUUAUGAAUCGAACUUGCCAAAAUUUGCAUGUAGUAUUUUGUUUUUCACCUGUAGGAGAAAAAUUCAGAAACAGAGCCCUACGGUUUCCUGCUUUAAUCUCAGGUUGUACUAUUGACUGGUUCCAACCAUGGCCCAAGGAUGCACUCAUACUUGUCGCAAGACACUUCCUUUCUGAGUUUGAAAUUGCCUGUACAGAUCAAGUCAAGGAUCAACUUGUGAAUGCUCUGGGAUCCAUACAAGAUAUUGUAUCAGAGACAUCUGCUGAAUAUUUUCAAAGAUUUCGACGAGCGACUCAUGUGACACCCAAAUCAUAUUUAAACUUUAUAGCCGGAUACAAAUCAAUUUAUAAAAACAAACAAAAGGAACUGAGCAAUGGUGCUCUAAGAAUGGAUACAGGUUUAGAAAAACUAGCAGAAGCUUCAUCAUCCGUUUUAAUACUGAAGAAAGAUUUAGCCAUGAUGGAAAAGGAACUAGCCGAAGCUUCCCAUAAAGCGGAAAGAGUCUUAACUGAAGUAACCGAACGGGCGAUGCAGGCUGAGCAAGUUAAAAAUCAAGUACAAAAAGUGAAGGAGAAAGCAGAAAUACUGGUACAAUCUAUAGCUGUUGAAAAAGCUUUGGCAGAAGAAAAAUUGGAAGCAGCUAAGCCGGCUUUAGAAGAAGCUGAGGCGGCUUUAAACACCAUUAAACCUGCACAUAUUGCAACUGUUCGAAAACUGGGUAGACCUCCACAUUUGAUUAUGAGAAUUAUGGACUGCGUACUUAUUCUGUUUCAAAGAAAAUUACACCCAGUUGUCGGAGAUCCUGCUGCAUUUUGCCCUAAACCUUCUUGGCAGGAAUCUUUAAAGAUGAUGGCUUCUACGACAUUUUUACUUCAGCUUCAAAAUUAUCCUAAAGAUAUUAUCAACAACGAAAUGGUGGAUUUGUUAGAACCCUAUUUUAGAAUGGAAGACUAUAACAUGGACACUGCAAAAAGAGUAUGCGGUGAUGUAGCCGGGUUACUUUCAUGGACCAAAGCCAUGGCUUUUUUUCACAGUGUAAACAGAGAAGUUUUACCCCUAAAAGCCAAUCUUACUCUUCAAGAAGCUAGAUUGAAACUUGCAAUGGAAGAUUUAGCAGCUGCUGAACAACAGUUAGAAGAACGUGAACAAUCGCUAAGGGAAGUCAAAGACCAAUAUGAUAAAGCUGUUAUGGAAAAACAAAGACUUACAGACGCUGCAAACUCAUGUCUACGUAAAAUGAAUACAGCUACAACUUUGAUUAAUGGACUGGGUGGUGAGAAAGUUAGAUGGACACAACAGAGUAAAGAUUUUAAAGAACAAUUAGGUCGUUUGGUGGGUGAUGUACUAUUAGCUACUGGAUUUCUCUCAUAUUGUGGACCUUAUAAUCAAGAAUUUCGCGCAAAUCUUGUACAGACAUGGAUGGAAAUAUUACGAACGAGACAAAUUCCUUUUACAUUAAAUUUAAAUAUUAUUAGCAUGUUGGUUGAAAGUGCAACUGUCUCUGAAUGGACUCUGCAAGGAUUGCCGAAUGACGAACUAUCUGUACAAAAUGCACUUAUUGUGACUAAAUCAAGGUCAUAUCCUUUACUGAUUGACCCUCAAAAUCAAGGAAAAAUGUGGAUAAAGAAUAAGGAAGCAAACAAUAACCUACAAAUUACUUCUCUUAAUCAUAAAUAUUUUAGAACUCAUUUAGAAGACUGCUUAUCGUUGGGAAAACCAUUAUUAAUAGAAGAUAUUGAUAUUGAAUUAGAUCCAGUGCUAGAUAAUGUUUUAGAAAAGAAUUUUAUUAAAUCAGGAUCAAUUGAAAAAGUUAUUGUAGGCGAUAAGGAAUGUGACGUUCUAAAAAAUUUCAUGCUAUAUAUUACCACAAAAUUACCAAAUCCACCAUACUCACCAGAAAUAAGUGCUAAAACAUCAAUUAUAGACUUUACCGUCACCAUGUUAGGAUUGGAAGACCAAUUACUUGGCAGAGUCAUAUUAAUGGAAAAAACUGAUUUAGAAGCCGAACGAGUAGCUCUAUUCGGAUCAGUGAUGGAAAAUCAAAAGAGAAUGAAAGAGCUUGAAACAAACCUUUUGAGCCGGUUGAAUUCAACGCAGGGUUCACUUGUCGAUGACGAGGAACUGAUCAAUGUUUUACAAGUAACGAAAACAACAGCGGAAGAAGUAACUCAAAAUCUCUCAGUGUCCGUUCAAACUGAGAAAAAGAUCAAUAUUGCUAGAGAAGAAUUUAGAAGUGUCGCUGCAAGAGGGUCCAUUUUAUAUUUUUUGAUCGUAGAAAUGAGUAAUGUUAAUGUUAUGUAUCAGAAUUCUCUUAAGCAAUUUUUAAUAAUUUUCGACAAUUCUAUUACAAAAUCUGAAAAAAGUAAUGUUACAACUGAAAGAAUAGACAUCAUACUAAAAUAUUUAACACAUGAGGUUUGGACGUUUACUCAGAGAAGUUUAUAUGAGAGACACAAGGUGUUAUUUACUUUAAUGAUGGCUAUGAAGAUUGAUUUACAUAAAGGUGUAAUUACACAUGAAGAAUUCCUUGCAUUUAUUAAAGGCGGAGCAUCUCUUGAUUUAAAUGCUGUCGACCCAAAACCAUUCAAAUGGAUCUUGGAUAUAACUUGGUUAAAUUUAGUGGAAAUUAAUAAACUAGAAACCUUUUCUGAAAUAUUAAAAAAGAUUGAAACAAAUGAGAAGGAAUGGAAGUAUUGGUAUGAGAAAGAAAAACCAGAAGAGGAAGAUAUACCGUGUGGCUAUCAAAAAAGUUUGGAUGUUUUCCGAAAAUUACUGUUAAUUAGAUCUUGGAGCCCAGAUAGAACUUUAUCACAAGCUAGGAAAUACAUUAUGGAUUCACUUGGCAAUGAGUAUGGAGAACCGUGUAUCUUGGACUUGGAACAAACUUGGAGUGAAUCAGAACCAGGGACACCUCUUAUAUGUAUUUUAUCCAUUGGAUCUGAUCCUUCUCCACAAAUAUCAGCUCUAGCUAAAUUGAAAGAAAUACCUCUAAAAGCCGUAUCCAUGGGACAAGGGCAGGAAGUUGUAGCAAGAGAUAUGAUUGAAACUUCAAUGGCGCAUGGUGGUUGGGUGUUAUUGCAGAACAUACAUUUGUCCUUACCAUUUGCAACAGACGUUAUGACCAUGUUAGUGGACUCAGAAAAAAUGGAUGAUUCUUUCAGGAUAUGGCUUACGACAGAAGUACAUGAACAAUUUCCCAUUGGUUUACUUCAAAUGGCCAUCAAAUUUACGAAUGAACCUCCUCAAGGCAUUCGAGCUAGUUUAAAAAGGACUUAUCAGAACAUUACUCAAGACUAUUUGGAUUAUUCUACCCAAUCGCAGUGGCCACCGUUAUUGUAUGCAGUAGCUUUCUUGCACACGGUAGUUCAAGAACGCAGAAAGUUUGGCCCGUUGGGAUGGAAUGUGCCGUAUGAAUUUAAUCAAGCGGACUUUGCAGCCAGUGUGCAAUUCAUUCAAAAUCACUUGGAUGAUAUGGAUCCAAAAAAGGGUGUAUCUUGGCCUACUGUUUGUUAUAUGCUUGGAGAGGUUCAGUAUGGUGGUAGAGUUACCGACGAUUUUGAUAAACGAUUAUUAACUACUUUUACACAGGUGUGGUUUUGUGAUGUUCUUCUAAGGCCUGGUUUCGAGUUCUAUAAAGGGUACAAAGUACCGCAAACGAGGAAUCUUCAGGGCUAUGUUGAUUACAUAAAUGGCUUACCAAACACUGACACACCGGAAGUUUUCGGGCUACAUGGAAAUGCUGAUAUAACAUACCAAAUCAAUACUGCAAAGGGUAUAUUAGAUACUAUAUUAAGUGUGCAACCAAAAGAGGGUGGAGGUGGAGGUGGUGAAACCAGAGAAAGUAUUGUUUACAGUUUAGCUGAAGAUAUGCUGGAAAAACUUCCUAAAAAUUAUAACAGUUUUGAAGUUAAAGAGGCGUUACAACGUAUGGGUCCAUUGUUACCAAUGAAUAUAUUUUUAAGACAGGAAAUAGACAGAAUUCAAAAAGUCAUUAAGGAGGUUCAAUCAACAUUAACCGAUCUCAAACUUGCGAUUGAUGGAACAAUAGUAAUGAGUCAAAAUCUAAGAACAGCCCUGAAUGCCAUGUAUGACGCUAGAAUUCCCGACAGAUGGGAAAAGAUAUCCUGGGAGUCUGCUACGUUAGGCUUUUGGUAUACGGAACUUUUAGAAAGAGAUGCACAAUUUAGAACGUGGUGUAACAACGGAAAACCAAGUGUAUUUUGGAUGACAGGCUUUUUUAAUCCUCAAGGAUUUUUAACAGCCAUGAGACAGGAUGUGACAAGAGCUCAUAAAGGUUGGGCCUUGGAUUCUGUCGUCUUGCAAAAUCAAAUCACAAAAUACUCAAAAGAAGAUCUAAAGGAAGGCCCCCACGAAGGUGUUUAUGUGCAUGGCCUCUUCCUAGAAGGUGCCAGUUUAGACAGAAGGUCGGGGAAAUUGGUGGAGAGCAAACCCAAAGUUCUUUAUGAGCAAAUGCCUGUGAUAUAUAUUUUUGCUAUCAAUACCACAGCCGGCAAAGAUCCGAAACUUUAUGAAUGUCCUAUUUAUAGAAAGCCGCAGCGCACAGAUCAAAAGUAUGUUGGCUCGAUCGAUUUUGAAACAGAUCAUAAUCCUAGACAUUGGACCCUUAGAGGAGUUGCACUAUUAUGUGAUAUUAAGUAAAUUAGGACAAUAAUGAAACAUUAUAGAUGUGUGCUUUCAUAUAAUUUAA